UGAAAUAUUCGUGUUGUUGCGCUGUGUUUGUCUUCUAUAUUAUAAUGCCCGUAUACGUCCGUCCGUCCGUCCGUCUGUCUGUCUAUCACGCAAAAUGGUAGCUUAGCUGAGCAGGUAGCAAGACGCACGCAAUGCGGUAUAAAAAGGACGGGCGAACCCGUGGAUUUUUCCACGGGCUAACGACUAGUUGUUAUAAAAUGUCUGAAGAUUGUCCCUUAUCGUUGCGCAGCAUCUGCUGGUGCAUGCUCGUUUGAAAAAAUGGCAAAUUUUGGUGUUACGUAAUUAUUGAAUGGCCCCUAAUUAUACCCAUGAUAUCAUCUAAUCUGCUGAAAGAUUUAGUUAUUUGAAUUAAUAAGUAGAUGGUAAUUUUGUUUGUUGCCAAAUUAAAAUUUGCGAUAACACUCUUUCUGUGCAGAACGAACGAAUGAACGAGUGAGUGAACGAACGAACGAACGAACAAAUGAAAAUAUGAUUUUUAUACAUUCUGCAUUUGUUUUUUUCUUUAGACAAAUAAAUAAAUCAAUAAACCAUGCGCUCCAUCUCACUUGUUCAGAAAGUAGAGUUUGACAGCAAGGGCACUGUGUUUCAAAACGCUGUAUGUUUAGUAGACGUCGAUAACGAUGGCCACAAUGAACUAUGUGUUGCGUAUACUAACGGUGAUCUGUUCGUGUUUAAAGGUAUCCGCUCCACCAAAGCAUGGAAGGUCAACAAAAAUAUGGGUUCUAUUGUUGUCUUAUGCGGUGGUGCCGUGCGAGAGGAGCACGAAAAUGUUUUGUGUUCCCUAGAUACGGAAGGCACGUGUCGUCUCUUUGAUGCACGUGAUGUGAAAGACUGUGAAACAAGCAAUUAUAAAUCUCCAAAUCGCGCGUCUUCGUCUCGUGCAGGGGAGCUCCGCUUGGUUCAUCAUCAGAAGUUAUCACCAAACGCAAAGGUUGCCAUGUUGGAAGAUAUUGAUGAUGAUGGAAUGGCAGAGCUUAUAGUGGGAUACACUGAUCGUCAUGUGAGGAUAUAUAAAUGGCAGACUGGAGAGGAAGAAGUGUGCGUUUCUUCUCAUGCAAACCCACUUGUUAAACAUGGUUCGAAAGAAGAAGGAGAGCGAAAAUCGAACAAGAGUUCAUUGAGCAAGCAGAGUUCAAAAGAAGAAGGAGAGCGGAAAUCGAACAAAAGUUCAUUGAGCAAACAGGGUUCGAAAGAAGAAGGAGAGCGAAAAUCAAACAAAAGCUCGUUGAUUAAGCAGGGUUCGAAAGAAGAUGGGGAUAAAAAGGCGGCUUUGUCUUUCACUUUAUCAGUAUCAAAAGAUAAGUUGAAUCCAUCGUCUGUUCCAAACUCGGACUCGCAUCAGGUUGGCAGUAGUACUAAAGCACAUUUGGAAAGACCAUCUUCAUCCAACAGCAUGCAUGCUGCAGGAAGUUUCGUAUUAAUAAAGCAGUAUUCAUUAUUAGCUCAAGUGGGCUCCAUCGCAGUGUGCAAAACAGUGGAAGGAAGAAAUCAACUUAUUGUGUCUCAACCAAAUGGAGGAUAUUGCAUUCUGGGAGUGUAUGAUGAAGAGCGAGGAUUUUCAGACGCCAGUGAAACGCCUACAAGUAUCGAUUCUCCCAACAUGCACAUAUCGGAAUCAUACCCGUCAUUUUUUCCGAUUAUGUCAAAAGCUUACCGUCAAAGUGCGCAUGUUAACACAGAGAUUGUUGGAGGAAUCAAACGACAAGAAGAUAUAACCGGCGUGAUUGGACUUUGUACACAAGAUGGAAAUUUUAUUACUCUCGAUAAUACAGCUUCUGGUCUCGAUGUGACAACUUCGAUGAAUCCUGUAAAAAACCGCUCGCCUCAUCGUUGGUUUAGCAUGUCAAAACUCGAUAUCACUAACGACGGCGACGACGAAAUAGUGUUGUGUGCUUUGAACGGCAUGACGUAUAUUAUUGACAAAAAACGCGACAUAGUCAGUUUUAAUUUUAACGAGAGUGUCGCUGCUUUUACGGCAGGAUAUUACGGCCUGGAACACGCAACCUCGACACCAUGUUUAUGUUACGUAACUUUAAGCGGAAAAAUCUUCCUCUAUUAUAACGUAUGGAUUAAUACAAUGAAAGUUAAAUGUGUGCACGGUGCUUUAAUCGAAAAAAUUCAACAACGAGAAGAUUUGAAAUAUAUUUUAGACAUGUUUAAAUUGCAGAAUGGUGAAAUUGAUCACCAGAAAAUACAGAACGUUGUGAAACAUUUAUGGUCAGAAAACGAUAAAAGAUAAAAGUGAUCGCGGAUUAUUUCCCACUUGAUUGUAAAAACGCUCUUUUAAGCUUGUGCCCAGUAAUUGUUUUCUUUGGUGAAUAUCGAUUAUUUGAAUGUAGAAAAAUUUCGCGAAUUCGCAAAUUUUGGGUAUCUUUACAAAGGCUUAUUUGCAGAAGCAAAUAUUAAAAGUGUAUAUUAAAAAUAAUCUAAGAAAGAAAUUUUAUUGUUUUAAUACAGUGAAACGUCGGAUUCUUGACGAGGUGAGCUGGACGUCGAACUGUAUCUGAGCUUGAGUAGUUAUGUUUGGUUUGAAAAUUUAAAAAGUUCAACUUUUUUAGCUACUAAAUUUCGCUGUAAACUUUUACUCAAUCAGAUAGUGUUUUUGUAUUUGGAAAAUUAAUUUCAGGAAAGAAUUUGAAUAACUGUUUUGUUUUUAAAACUUGAUGCGCAAAAAAUAUAUUUCGCGGAUAUUUCGCAAA
Hydractinia symbiolongicarpus is the source of this 2699-nucleotide messenger RNA. RefSeq names its product KICSTOR complex protein ITFG2-like. The transcript has 5 exons. Gene Ontology annotation, cellular component: KICSTOR complex. Gene Ontology annotation, biological process: regulation of TOR signaling. The coding region runs from base 530 to 2239 and encodes 569 amino acids. The record is from RefSeq and is a predicted model, not a curated record. Lineage: Eukaryota; Metazoa; Cnidaria; Hydrozoa; Anthoathecata; Hydractiniidae.